UUUGAAAAAUGAACACAAAAGUAAUAUGAUCUAGUACGCAGUGACCAAAAAAAGUAAACACACCGACACCAUGAACCUUCUUAUGUUAUACUUAACAAAGUAUUAUUAUAUCCUUGUGCAAAAAAAUGUCGUUUCCGUAAUCGCUGAACCAUAAACUCAGUUUUCGAGGUUAAACAGUAAUUACUUCACCCUGCACCUAUUAAAUAAGAGCCAAUAGACUUGUUGAUGUUUACUAUUAGUUGAGUAAUAAAAAAUGUCAAAACAAUUUUUUUUUAUUGAAUUCAAUUGACUGCUCCCUAAAAAGCUCAAACCUGUAUAAAUCCUCGGUGGGUAUAUCUGAAGGAACGUGCCGAUAUGUUUUAGUGGUAUUCUAGGUACCGUUGUGAAUUGUGAUUGUGUCCGUCUUAAACUCUUCAUCUUCAUAAUUAUUUAUGCGUAAUAUGUCUAGUGACAACACAAUGCCUGAUAAUGAGUGUCAUCGUUGUUCUGCUGGGAAAAAGGAACCUGUGACACGCACGUGCGAUGAGCAGAAAGAAAUUCUCUCAUCGGUUGUUGACGAUUACUAUCCUUGGGGAAAACCUGGAAAUGGUGCUCCUAACGACGAUGGUCUUCGAAAAAGGAAAAUAUUUGCAGAUCCUCCGUCUCCUCCUUGGAAGGAAAUUAGUAAUGAAGUGACAAAAAUGGGGAGACCAGGAGGUGGUGCACCUCAAAAGACGUCGUCCGGAAAAAUCAAAAACUUCCGAAUCGAAGACCCACAACUUAGGUUUCAAUUUCAUGCUCCCGAUAGAAAUAUGGUUGACAACGAUCUUCGAUACAGAAUGCCAUUGAAAGACCAAAGAGCAUAUAAGUUGGAAUUGGAUGAAAUGGUCAGAGAAAAACAAGAAAUAGUGGAAGAAAACCGUAGAAAAGAAAUGAUCCAAGAUCAAAAAUUGAAUUCGAUCGCUGAUCCCUGGGGUACGCCAUGCCCAGGGGGUGUUAUUUGGAGAGAUCCAAAAAGUAUUGGAAAAAACUUCUUUCGAUCGUUGGGAUACGUGGAUGGAAGGAUAUUAAAAUUGGGAUCGCAUCCAAACGACAAUAAAGAAAGCACUGAAGAUAUUGAAGCGAUUACUGGUGGAGUAGAGUUAGCUCCGUUACUUGCGGCAAGAAGAAGACACGAUAAUAAAUGGCCUUUACACACUAGCGAUGUAACGAAAAUUUAUGAUCCUAAAUCAAAUUUCCUGGUAGAUGAAAAAGAAUAUCACAAGUUUCUUGAAAGACAAAUCAGCGGACGUGAAAAACGCAAACAACACGAGCACGAAGAAGAUAUACAAGAAGGACAAAAGCACCAUGAAAAUUGGAAUGAAUUCUGGGGUAGACCUGGAGGUGGAGCACCAAAAGGAACAAUGAGACAAAAAGAAAAUCUCGAGUAUAUGCUGUAUCAGUUGCCUAUAAUCAACAGGUUAAAAGAAAAAGAAGAAAGAAAACAUUGCGGCGAUUGCAAAAAAUCACCAGAAAAAUAAAUCAUUUUUUUCUACAAUUUAUCUCGUCGACUCGUUUAUAAUAUUUAGCUAUAGUUAUUAUUGUUCACAAUGGGAAUAGCGCGGUACUGCUAACAUUUCAUGUAAUGAGUAAUCUUAUGGGUUAAUUUAGCUCGUAGAAUAUAUUGUUAAGGAAUUCAAUUUCGUUAUUUAUAAAAAUUAAUCUUUGUUGCACAUGGCCUGAUUUUAAAUUUCGUUUGACUUUAUAAAAUUCUAUAUAAUUAUCAUUUAUACAAUUUUUCAUUUUAAGUUAAAAACAAAAUUAUAUAUUUAGAAUCUGAGUCAAGUACAGAAG
This is a messenger RNA of Myzus persicae (green peach aphid), 1812 nucleotides long. RefSeq lists its product as uncharacterized. The transcript is spliced from 9 exons. NCBI's taxonomy places the organism in Eukaryota, Metazoa, Arthropoda, Insecta, Hemiptera, Aphididae. Bases 432 to 1499 code for a protein of 355 amino acids. The record is from RefSeq and is a predicted model, not a curated record.